AUUAUUUUUUAAUAUAUAAUUUAUUUAAAUAUUAAGAUAUAUAAAUGUAUUAUUAAUAAUAUUUUUUUUAUUUUAGAGUAAAUUAAAAUAAUUUAAAAAAAUAAAAAAAAUAAAAAAAAUAAAAUAUAAAAUAAAGAUAAAAUAAAAUAAAAUAUAAAUAAAAAAAAUAAAAAUAGUAUAAAUUAUAAAUGGAACAAUUUUCAAUGUCAUCAUCAUCUGAUGAGGCAUCUUCAUCUGAAUAUUCUUUAGAAUAUUAUAUGGAUACAUCAUGGAUUUUGGAUGCUGCAAAUUUGGUUUUUUUUAUGCAAGCAGGAUUUGGUAUGUUGGAAGCAGGUAUGGUUAGAGCAAAAAAUACAAAAAGUAUAUUAUUAAAGAAUGUUAUAAAUACAGCAAUUUGCGCGAUAUCGUAUUAUUGUUUGGGGCAUUCGUUUGCGUUUGGUAAAGCGAAUCCGAAUUCAUUUAUGGGAUUUGGUAAUUAUUUUUUAAUGGAUUAUAACCAUUAUGCAUAUUGGAUGAUACAGUGGGCUUAUGCAGCAACAGCAACAACAAUAGCAACAGGUGCGAUGGCGGAAAGAUUACAAUUACAUUGCUAUAUAUUGUUUACAUUAGUACAAACUGUAUUAAUCUAUCCAUUUGUAGCACAUUGGAUAUGGAGUCAAAAUGGAUGGUUAUUUGAUUUAGGUAUUGUAGAUUUUGCAGGUGGUGCUGUAAUUCACAUUGUCGCUGGUAUAACAGGUGCUUGUGGCAGCUUUUUAUUAGGUCCCAGAAUAGGAAGAUUUAAUCAGGAUAGUGGUAAACCGAAAAACUUACCUGGCCAUUCAGUUGUACUCAUGAGUUUGGGUGCUAUGAUACUGUGGUAUUCUUGGUAUGGUUAUACGGCGGGUGCCUCUAUGGGAAUGACAAAGAAUAGGGUUAUCCCUGCUUCAAGAGUUAGUGUUGUAGUAACAUUAUCCGCAGCAACUGGUCUAGUAACUGUAUUGGCAAUUGGUAAAAUUUGUAAAGGACAUUACGAUUUAGUUAAAGGAAUUAAUGGUUUAAUUGCAGGUUUAGUAUCAUCAACCUCAUCAUGUGCAUAUAUUGAGCCUUGGGCUGCAAUUGUCAUUGGUUUUAUUGGAGGUAUUGUUUAUUAUGCAUCAUCAUGGGCAUUAUUAAACUGGUUAAGAUUGGAUGACCCAGUAGACUCAACUGCGAUUCAUCUUUUUGGAGGGUGUUGGAGUCUAAUUAGUGUUGCAUUUUUUGCAACUCAUGGUAGAGUUCGUAAUCCUGAAAUCACUUUACCAGGUGGCAUUUUUUAUGGUGGUGGAAUAAGUUUAUUAUGGGUCCAAUUAGUAGGCAUGGUUUUAGCAAUACUGUGGGCGGGAUUUUUAUCUGCAAUUUUCUUUUUUACAAUGGAUUAUUUUGGAAAACUUAGAGUUGAUGUAGAUACAGAAUUAGCAGGUUUGGAUAAUAGUAAUGACGGUAGUAGAGCCUAUACUUUUGAUUAAUAAUAAUGUUUAAUAUUUUAAAAAAAAAAUUGUAUAUAUAAUAAUCAUAAAAAACAGUAGUAACAAUAAUAAUAAUUUAUAAAAUAUGGUAAUACUUUUAUAUAUUUACCAUAAUAUUUUCACUAUAAUUUUUCAAAUUUGUUUAAUUUUUAAAUAUUUUAAAUAAAUAAUCAACUUUUUGUAAAACUAA
Molecule: messenger RNA, 1674 nt
Organism: Dictyostelium purpureum
Lineage: Eukaryota; Evosea; Eumycetozoa; Dictyosteliales; Dictyosteliaceae
Product: ammonium transporter AmtC
Exons: 4
Coding region: 189-1484 (431 amino acids)
Biological process (GO): ammonium homeostasis; ammonium transmembrane transport
Cellular component (GO): membrane
Molecular function (GO): ammonium channel activity
Source: RefSeq, a predicted model, not a curated record